This is a messenger RNA of Babesia microti strain RI, 507 nucleotides long. RefSeq names its product conserved Plasmodium protein, unknown function. Lineage: Eukaryota; Apicomplexa; Aconoidasida; Piroplasmida; Babesiidae. The coding region runs from base 1 to 507 and encodes 168 amino acids. The record is from RefSeq and is a predicted model, not a curated record. The transcript is spliced from 2 exons.
AUGUCAAAACUCCUGACUCGCAAUGUGGGUUUUAGGGAGAUCGUAGUGCCCCGCUGGGUAUUGGAAACUCCAAACUACUCCAGAACCCCUUUAUGGCGACAAUUUUUCGAAUCACAAUUUGCCAGUCGCAAUUUCUUUUUCUGCGGUAGCGCCUGGACCGCUAUCGCCAGUUUUGCUUUCUUCAUGUGGUACUCUCGCAUAUUCGAUCCUCCUCCAAAUGAGAGAUUGGAUAGGUAUUGGCUGAAUUCGCCGAAAUUUAGGAUUCUUUCAGCCUACUACAAUCCUGGCAAGCGGCCCGGCGCCAAAAUCUCUCAAAUGACAUACGACUCUAGAUAUUUUCACAAGGGCAAGGAUCACCCCUUUGCCAUAAAUGAAAUCAAGGAUUACCUAUUUAAGUUGAGGGAAAACUACUUAAUUGAAUCUCAUCCAGGAGUGCAAUAUCCUAAUGUUUUCAGACAACAUCGGAAUGUCAAAACUCCCGCAACAUUUCAAGUGCAUUUGCAUUGA